Pieris brassicae (large cabbage white) is the source of this 861-nucleotide messenger RNA. Its product is annotated as kunitz-type serine protease inhibitor A-like. The coding region runs from base 288 to 785 and encodes 165 amino acids. Gene Ontology annotation, molecular function: serine-type endopeptidase inhibitor activity. Lineage: Eukaryota; Metazoa; Arthropoda; Insecta; Lepidoptera; Pieridae. The record is from RefSeq and is a predicted model, not a curated record. The transcript is spliced from 5 exons.
CUUCCUUUAAAUAUGUUUUUUACCUUUAGCGGGCGGCCAUUUUAUGAGAAGACCAGACAUAGUUUAUUAAAAGGUGAAGAUGAAGGCUUCUUUCAAACCUUAGUAGUGAUUGCCCCUAUAUUAUUUUGAUAGGUGAUGCAUGAGUAUAAAAUUUUGGAAGCAGUGUUCAAGCCAGCCCUGGUUGUUAGAGCAUUAAAACGGUAAUAAUUCAAAGAAUAAUAAAGCUUUUAUAGUGUUUUCAUUGUUAAUUGAAUUUUAAUUACUGUUUGUUAAAGACAUACCUAGACAUGUUUAUAACACUGAUAUUAAUUUUUUGUAACACGUCCAGUAUUUCAUCAUCAAUUAAUACAACCAAGAAAAUUGAUGAAAAAGAACUUUUGAAUAUUAAUUCGAAUAUAGCGUGUAAAAUGCAACCGAAUGGUUAUGAUUGUUCAGGGAAGGGUAAAUUUACACCAGUAUUUUAUUACGACAUACUCCUGGAAGAUUGUAAGACAGCAUACAUUGGACAAUGUCCUCAUCAGUAUAAUACCUACAACAAUCUACGCACUUGUAACGAAGCUUGCAGAGAUUCCACAAGGAAAGAGAUCAAAGGAAUCAAAUCACCGCAGGUAUACUGCAGAUUACAACCAGACUUUGGUCGUUGCAACAGCUAUCAUCCUAUGUGGUUCUUCGAUUUAUCUACUCGCACCUGUAAAGGUUUCUCGUACAGCGGCUGCGGAGGAAAUGUCAACCGAUUCGAUACACACCAGGAAUGUGUUUCAGCCUGUAGUGAACUUAUCGUGUAGAUAGAUGUAAUAUUAAAUGUUUAAACCGUCUUCACGGACUGGGAAAAGUUUCUUGAUAAAGAUUUUCAGUUAGAAA